AUGCUGAGUGGUGUCCUCUUUCUGAGCGUCCUCACGGUCACCAGCCUGUCGCCAUCCGAGACGGAGAGUCGCAAAACUUCGGUCUCCAAAGACAUCUGCAAGGUCCACUGCGCCUGUGAGGAGAGGGAGAACGUUUUGAAUAUUAACUGUGAGAAUAAAGGAUUUACCACUGUCAGCCAGUUCCAGGCACCCCCGAAUAAGAUCUCACAGCUUUUUCUAAAUGGGAACCUCCUGUCUCGUAUUAGUGCAAAUGAAUUUGUCAAUUAUGGCAAUGUUACCUCUCUGCAUCUAGGAAAUAAUGGAUUACAAGAGAUAAAAAACAACGCUUUUCAGGGCCUGCGUAUCUUGAAGCGGUUGCACUUGAACAACAACAAUCUGGAGGGGAUAAAGGAGGACACAUUCACAGGACUUGAAAGUAUGGAGUAUUUACAGGCAGAUUAUAAUUAUAUCAGUACUAUUGAAUCGGGCGCUUUUAGUAAACUGAACAAGCUUAAAGUGUUGAUACUCAAUGACAACCUCCUGUUGUCUUUGCCUCCCAAUAUUUUCCGCUUUGUGCUCCUUACCCAUUUGGAUUUACGUGGCAACAGGCUUAAGACUUUGCCCUUUGCAGGGGUAUUGGAGCACAUUGGUGGAAUCAUGGAGAUCCAGCUAGAAGAAAAUCCAUGGAAUUGUACUUGUGAUUUGAUUCCUUUAAAAUCCUGGUUGGACACUAUUUCUGUCUUUGUGGGGGACAUAGUAUGUGAGACACCAUUCAGGCUGCAUGGUAAAGACAUCACUCAGCUCAUAAAGCAAGAUCUGUGCCCGCGCAGAAAUGCUGGUGAGCGUGCUCAACCUGCCUCUGACUCUCACUUUCAUGGGGCGCUGCCUGCAACCCACCUCCCAGGCAUGAUCUCCCCCACCCGCAUCCCUAAAGCUUCACGACCACCUAAAAUGCGAUACAGACCCACUCCUCGCAUAACAAAGGACAAACACGUCUUUGGGCCUAUCAUGGUUUAUCAGACACGCUCCCCUGUGCCUAUUUUGUGUCCUAGCGUGUGUGUGUGCACAUCACAAAACCCAGACAGUGGACUAAACAUCAAUUGUCAAGAGAGGAAGUUGCAUAAUAUAAGUGAGUUAAGCCCCAAGCCUUCCUACCCAAAGAAAAUGUACCUGACCGGUAACUACCUUCAAGUGAUCUACAGAUCUGAUCUAACGGAGUACAGUUUACUGGAACUGCUUCAUUUGGGAAAUAACAGGAUUGCAGUGAUUUACAAAGGUGCAUUUGAAAAUCUGACAAAUCUUAGGCGUCUCUAUCUGAAUGGGAAUUACAUUGAGUCACUUUCACAAUCACUUUUUGCUGGCCUACAAUCACUCCAGUAUCUCUAUUUGGAAUAUAAUGUCAUUAAAGAUAUUUUGCCACAGACAUUUAACGCAUUACAUAACCUUCAGCUGCUUUUCCUCAACAAUAAUCUGCUAAAAUCACUCCCUGACAAUGUUUUUGGGGGCACCAUGCUAACAAGGCUCAAUUUACGGAAUAAUCAUUUCUCAUAUCUCCCAGUUAAGGGUGUACUAGACCAGUUAUCUGCAUUUAUCCAGAUUGACCUACAGGAGAACCCCUGGGACUGCACCUGUCAUAUUGUGGCACUCAAAAACUGGAUGGAGCUGUCCAGUACCAGUGUAGUGGUUAAUGAAAUCACUUGUGACUCACCCUCCAAGCAUGCAGGUCGCCUACUGCGUUCACUGCGCAAUGAGGCCAUCUGUCCCGAGCCAAUCAAGGAGCCCCCGCCUCAAAAUGCCCCCCCCACCAAAGCCCCUACAUUAGUGAGUUCUAGCUCUGAUUCACCAACACCGUCUUCUUCCUCUUCUUUCAGCUCAGUCAGCCCCACUGAAUCCCGACUCCAAACCCCUGAGCUACAUCCAGAAGUUCCACUUUCAGUUCUAAUUCUAGGGCUUCUUAUUGUUUUCAUUCUGUCUGUUUGCUUUGGAGCAGGGCUCUUUGUUUUUAUUCUAAAACGACGUAAAGGUAUGGAACAUGUCCCAACGGGCUCUAACAAUAUAGAUCUUAACUCGUUCCAAGUGCAGUAUGGCUCCUAUAAUCCUGAACCAACCCAAGAUAGAAAUUCUGAAAAGCAUGUAUAUAAUUACAUCCCCCCACCUGUGGGUACCAUGUGCCAAAACCCAAUUUACAUUCAGAAAGAUGGUGAGCAGGUGGCAUAUUACCAAAAUCUAAAGGAGCUAAGCUUUGGGCCACUCAAUGCAAAGAAGGAUGAUAUUUUCACACGUAGCCCAGGAGCUUAUACCAUCAGUGCAGUGGAUUUUAUGGAUAAAUUGCCAACAUCAUUCCCCGAGAUGUUUUAUCAAAAUAUCGGGGAGAGGCCCAACAAGGAGCUUCCCACAGCUGCUGGCACCUCUCCUUUCAGUUAUAAUUUCUGCACUUUACCCAAAAGACCUUGCAUCGUGCCGCCUUACGAGGCUGCCACAGCCCCGCGACAUGUCACCAACCAGGACAGGUCGAACAAAACUGUGUUGUACGGAACCCCCAGGAAAUGCUUUGGGGUGGAGCUCCCUUCCAAAAACAGUGAGCACCAAUUUCUUCUUCACGGGAAGCUAAAAACUGAACCAGACUAUCUGGAAGUUCUGGAGAAACAGACUGCUAUGAGCCAGCUAUAAGAUGAUGAUGAUCUAUUAUCGUCCCA
Molecule: messenger RNA, 2675 nt
Organism: Syngnathoides biaculeatus (alligator pipefish)
Lineage: Eukaryota; Metazoa; Chordata; Actinopteri; Syngnathiformes; Syngnathidae
Gene: slitrk2
Product: SLIT and NTRK-like family, member 2
Exons: 1
Coding region: 1-2649 (882 amino acids)
Biological process (GO): axonogenesis; regulation of presynapse assembly; positive regulation of synapse assembly
Cellular component (GO): membrane; glutamatergic synapse
Molecular function (GO): protein binding
Source: RefSeq, a predicted model, not a curated record